Saprolegnia diclina VS20 is the source of this 16221-nucleotide messenger RNA. RefSeq lists its product as hypothetical. The transcript is spliced from 3 exons. Gene Ontology annotation, cellular component: preribosome, large subunit precursor; nucleus. Gene Ontology annotation, biological process: rRNA processing; ribosomal large subunit assembly. The record is from RefSeq and is a predicted model, not a curated record. Bases 23 to 16147 code for a protein of 5374 amino acids. Gene Ontology annotation, molecular function: ATP hydrolysis activity; ATP binding. NCBI's taxonomy places the organism in Eukaryota, Oomycota, Saprolegniomycetes, Saprolegniales, Saprolegniaceae.
CUGGACCACGCAAGUUCAAGAUAUGGCCGAUCUUGGCGAAGCGGUCGUUGGCUUCCUUACGCAGCUCGACCAUGCUGCGCUGUCGCCCGCCGUGACGACCUCAGUGCGGUCGGCGCUCGCCGCCGCCAACGACGCCACCUCUACCCUCCACAGCCUUGCGCGCCUUCUCGCGGCCGACGACGCGACGCUCUGCGACGCCAUCUGCGCUGCGUUCCGCCCGUUCCUGCUCGAGCUCGCCGCGCGCCUCCUUACGAUGAACGACUUUGACGACAACAAGCACGAGCGCCUCUCGCUCACGUUUGCGCGCGUGCUGCAGGUCACGCCGCGCAUUUGGCCGCUCGUGCAGCCGUGGCUCGAGACGAGCCGGUGCUUCUUCCACCACAUUGAGACCAUGUCGAUCAGCCGCAAGCGCCGCGCCGCGACCACCGCGCGCCUUCUCGCGUCAGUGCAGCUCGACACGAUCCUGAGCAUGUGGAACUGGGCGCCAUUCUACGCCUUGUGCGCCGACGCCGAUCAACUUGUGCGCGCCGAGGCCAUGCGUGCGACGAGCCUGCUUCUGCGUAUGGACAAUGCGACGCGCGACGUGUUCUUGGCGCAUAUCGAGAGCGUUUCGAGCCCCCGACCGACGAUGCACCUGACGCAGACGACCACGCACCAGGUCUCGGGUGCGCCGCUGCCACCGACGCUGACCGACAUUUGCGGCAUCCUUGUGCCCUUCCGCGCGACGAAACACCAAAGCGCGUACCCGGCGCUCGUCGAGACGCCGUCGACGGUGGCGGGGCUGCGGUCGCUUGCCAUUGCGCUGAGCUUGCGCCGCCCGCUUUUGGUUUCGGGCGCGGACGGCGCUGGUAAGACGGCGAUUCUGCGCGAGCUCGCACAGCGCACGGGCCAUAGCGACCUCGUCGAGCUGCACCUGGACGAUCAAAUGGACAGCAAGACGCUGCUCGGGUCGUACGUGUGCACGGACGUCCCUGGCGAGUUUACGUGGCAGCCGGGCGCGUUGACGCAGGCCGUGACCGAAGGCCGGUGGGUGCUCAUCGAAGACAUUGACCGCGCGUCCAUGGACGUGCUGGCGGCGCUUCUGCCGCUGCUGACGACGCAGGAGCUGCUCGUGCGUGGCCACCGCGUGCCGGCGGCGCCCGGCUUCCAGUUGCUCGCGACGAGCCGCAAGCCGAUCUCGGCCAUGCCAAAAGGCUUCCCGCUCUCGCUCUGGCACCGCAUUCCCGUGGUGCCGAUGCACAUGGACGAGAUCGCGCUCGUCGUUGCCAAGCAGUUUCCGCAGCUCCCGGCGCACGUGACGGAUCUCAUUCUCGGUACAUUUACGCUCGUGACGGACGAGAGCUCGGCGAUCUGGCGCGCGGCGCGUCAGAGCUACGGGCGCGGCUUCUCGCUCCGGGACGUGCUCAAGUGGUGCACGCGCGUCAUGAAGCUCCACGGCCACAUUGAGCCCGGGCAGUACCUCACGCAGGCCAUGCGGGACGACUUGGCGCGCGAGGCGUGGGACAUCUUUUGCAUGGGCAUUCGCGACAUGGACGCUCGCAUUGCCGCUGCGACCUCGAUCGGUGGCCUCUGGCAGGUGCAGCCCGAGGUCGUCGAGACGCAGCUGCGCGACCACCGGCCCAACUUUGUGCCGCACCACGCGUCGGUGACCGUCGGCCGUGUCCAGCUGCAGGCGCUGUCGCAGUCGUCGAGCACCGGCCACCAGAUUCCGUUUGUGCUCACGGGCCAUUGUCUGCGGCUCAUGGAGCAGCUCGCAGCGACCGUCUCGACGUUCGAGCCGACCUUGCUCGUCGGUGAAACCGGUUGUGGCAAGACCACGCUGAUCCAGUACCUUGCGUCGGCGAUGGGCCAGACGCUCGUCGUGCAAAACCUCAACGUGCAGAGCGACAGCGCAGACCUGCUCGGCGGCUACAAGCCCGUCGAUGUCUACCAGCUGGCGCGGCCGCUGUACAUGGACUUUGUCAACCUCUUCUCAUCGACGUUUCCAUCGUCUGCGAACGCGUCGUUCUUGCAUGCGAUUCAAAAAGCGUUCGCGGCCAAGCAGUACAAGAAAAUGACGCAAGGCAUGACCAAGGCGAUUGCGAUGGCCGAUGCCAAGGCCAAGAAGAUGAAGCUCGACCAGAGUGCGCUCACGUGGGCGCAGUUUGGGAGCGCGCUCGCCAAAUUUCAGCGCCAGUACCAGCAAGUCGAGUCGAGCUUUGCGUUCUCGUUCGUCGAGGGCAUGCUCGUGCAGGCGAUGAAGGCCGGCCACUGGAUCCUCCUUGAUGAAAUCAACUUGGCCGGCGCCGACACGUUGGAGCGGCUCGCAAGCGUCCUCGAAGGCGAGCACUCGGGCUUGUCGCUCACCGAGCGCGGCGACGUCGACGUGCUCAAGCCGCACCCGAACUUCCGCGUCUUUGCGGCCAUGAACCCGCCGACCGACGUGGGCAAGAAGGACCUCCCACCCUCGCUCCGCAACCGGUUCACCCAAGUGUACGUGGACGAGUGCGUCUGCCCGCGCGACUUGACGCUGCUCGUUUCGCAGCAGUGGAAGGAGAUGGUCAACGCGCCGGUCGCCGAGACCGUCGUGUUCUACCUCAGUGCGCGUCAAAUGGCGAUCGACGUGCUCAACGACGGCGCGCGCCAACGGCCACGGUACUCGCUCCGCACGCUGACACGGUCGCUGCUCAUGACCAAGACGAUGCUCCAGCGCGGCUACAGCCUCCCGCGCGCCUUGUACGAAAGCUUCUCGAUGGGCUUUGCGACGCAGCUCGAUGCCAUGUCGCGGACCAUCAUGAUGAAGACGAUCAAGAAGACGUUUGCGCCCAACAUCAAGACCAAGGAGCUCGACCAGGCGCCGCCCAAGCCCCGCAAGUCGGGCGACACGUUCGAGCUCGUGAGCUCGUACUGGGUGCCAAAGGGCGAGCUGACGCCGGUCGACGACGCGAUUCCCGACCCGGUCACGAACCUCAAGAAGUUUGUGCUGACGCCGAGCGUCGAGCAAAACCUCCGGCACGUCGCGCGGUCCGUCGUCAUUGGCAAGUACCCGCUGCUGCUGCAAGGCCCGACGUCGGCCGGGAAAACGUCGCUCAUCUUGUAUGUGGCUGCGCGCCUUGGGCAAAAGUGUGUACGCAUUAACAACCACGAGCACACAGACAUUCAAGAGUACCUGGGCGCGUACGUGUCGGACGCCGACGGCAAGCUCACGUUCCAGGAGGGCGUCCUCGUGCAGGCGGUGCGUCAUGGCUGGUGGAUCAUCCUCGAUGAGCUCAACCUCGCGCCGUCCGAAGUCCUCGAAGCGCUCAACCGCCUCCUCGACGACAACCGCGAGCUUUACGUGCCAGAGACGCAGACGACGAUCACGCCGCACCCGCGCUUCAUGCUGUUUGCGACGCAGAACCCGCCGGGCUUGUACGGCGGUCGCAAGGUGCUCUCGCGCGCCUUCCGGAACCGCUUCAUCGAGCUCCAAGUCGACGAAGUGCCGGCGAACGAGCUCCAGAUGAUUUUGCAAGAGCGCAGCGCCCUCCCGCCGAGCUACUGCAACCUCCUCAUCGAGAUCAUGCUCGACCUCCAGCGCGUCCGCGCGCAGUCGAGUGUCUUUGCGGGCAAGGCCGGCUUCAUCACGACGCGCGACCUUCUCCGCUGGGCGCAGCGCGCGCCGACGACCAAGCAGCGCGUGGCCGAAGAAGGGUAUUUUCUCCUCGCCGAGCGCCUCCGGAAGGACGAAGACAAGCUCGUCGUCCAGCAGGUGCUCGAGAAGCGCUGUGGUGUCACGAUCGACUUGGACGCGCUCUACAAUGGCGUGGCGGUCCCGACGAACGUGAUCGGUGAUACGCCGGCGACGGUGUGGGGUACGCCCGAGCAGUUUGCUCAAGUGCAAGCCAAGCUCAGUGACGUCGACGCCAAGGGCAAUCACAGCGGGCUGUCGUCCAUCUCGAUCACGUCGUCGUUGCGCCGGCUCUUUGCGCUUGUUGGCCGGUGUCUGCAGCACAAGGAACCGAUCUUGCUGGUCGGUGAUACGGGCUGUGGCAAGACGACCGUGUGCCAGCUCUACUCGCUCUUGUUUGACCAGACGUUGCACAUUCUCAACUGCCACCAGCACACGGAGACAGCCGACUUUCUUGGUAGCCUCCGGCCGGUGCGCGCGAAAGAGCAGGUGCUGCGACAGCUCACGGCCGCGCUCGCGCAGCUCGAUGCGCAUGUCUCGGCGAGCUACCCUGACACGCUCGACACGUCGGUGCUCCGCGCCGACUUGAACUUGGCGACGAUCGGCGGCCUUCUGGACAGCCUCUUGCCCAAGGUGCUCGCGCUCAACGCGGAGGAUACGACGCUCCUGGAGCUGCACGCGACGAUCCAGAGCUUGAAGGCCAAGGCCGUUGCGCUCUUUGAGUGGGUGGACGGUCCGCUUGUGAGCUCGAUGAAGGCCGGCGACUUGCUGCUCGUCGACGAGAUCAACUUGGCCGACGACGCGGUCCUCGAACGUCUCAACUCGGUGCUGGAGCCUUCGCGCGGCCUCGUGCUCGCCGAGAAGGGCGACACGGCCGAGCACAUUACGGCGGCGGAACCGUGGCGCAUCCUGGCGACGAUGAACCCGGGCGGGGACUUUGGCAAGCGCGAGCUCUCGCCGGCGCUCCGGAACCGCUUUACCGAGAUUUGGGUGCCGAGCCUCUCGCGCCUCGACGACCUCCAGAUCGUGAUUCGCGACCGGCUGCCGGGGCCGUCGGCGCACCUCGCGGACCCGGUGCUCACGUUUGUGCAGCAGUUCAACGCCAAGUUUGCGUCCAACGGCUGGAAGGUGACGCUCCGUGAUCUUCUCUCGUGGCUCGACUUUGUGAACGCGUCGGACCUCGACCCGGCACUUGCGUACGUGCAAGGCGCGGCCCUCGCAGUCCUCGACGGUCUCGGCCUGGGAUCGACGCAGUCGUUGCAUGCGGCGACGACGGCGCGAGCGACAGCCUACGAAAUGCUCUCGGCGGCGCUCCCGAGCGCGCUUAUGGCACAGGUGUCGAUGGACUGGGUCGACGAAGGUGCGAUCUGCGGUGUCGCCCCGUUUAUGAUUGCCAAGGGCCCCGAGCCGGUGACGCCGCAGCCCUUCUCGCUUGCGGCCCCCACGACGCUUGGCAACCUCCACCGCGUGCUCCGUGCGCUCCAAGUGCCGCGGCCAAUUUUGCUCGAAGGCAGCCCGGGCGUCGGCAAGACGUCGCUCAUCCACGCGCUCGCGCAGCUCUCGGGCCACACGCUCGUGCGCAUCAACCUCUCGGAACAGACGGACGUGGCCGAUCUCUUUGGGUCGGACUUGCCGUCGACGGACGCCAACGCGUCGUCGCCGUUCUCGUGGUGCGACGGUGUCUUCCUUCGGGCAUUGAAAGCCGGGCACUGGGUGCUGCUCGAUGAACUCAACUUGGCGUCGCAGUCGGUGCUCGAAGGUCUCAACGCGUGUCUCGAUCAUCGUGGGACCGUCUACAUCCCCGAGAUCGACCAGAGCUUUGUGUGUCCCAAGUCGUUCCGCGUCUUUGCGGCGCAGAACCCGCUGCGCCAAGGCGGCGGUCGCAAGGGUCUGCCCAAGUCGUUCUUGAAUCGCUUCACGCGCGUCGUCGUCGACUCGCUGCACGAGACGGAUCUGCGCGUGAUUGCGACGGCCUUGUACCCGUCGAUCCCGGCGAACGACGUGCACAAGAUGAUUGCGUUCAACAGCCAAGUCCACCAUGAGACGAUGGUCGCGUGCUCGUUUGGCCGUCACGGUGCCCCUUGGGAGUUCAACCUCCGCGACGUCUUUCGCUGGUGCACGCUCGUUGACAAGUUCCAGGCGCCGCCCUACGACGUCUCGGCGUUCAUCCCGAUGCUGUAUGGGUCGCGCUUCCGCUCGACCGCGGACCGUGCGAUCAUUGAGGCCAAGCGCGUGGCCGCGUUUGGGCCGUCGGCGCCGGCGCCGCCGGUGUUUCAACUCACGCCCACGUACCUCCAGGUCGGGACGGCGAUCUUGCCGCGCGUGCACGCUGUGCUGCCCAACCUCGAUGCGCUCCCGCCGCUUCUCAACCAGUGGCUCGAGCCCAUGCAAGCGCUCAUGCAUUGCUUGCACUUGCAGUGGCCGGCGCUGCUCGUCGGUCCGUCGGGGUCGGGCAAAACCGCGAUCGUGCGUCUUCUCGCGGCCAUGACGGGUCGCAAGCUGCACGAACUGGGGCUCAGCACGGGCACGGACGCGACCGAGCUCCUCGGCUGUUUCGAACAAGUUGACGUUCAGCGCCGCGUGCAAGAAGCGAUGCGCGAGCUCAGCGACGUGGUGGCUGUUGUCCAGCAAAAGCUGCUGCUCGACGCCAAGACGGCCGAGUUCAACGCCGUGACGCAAGCCGUGGCCGCGGUGCACCAGCGCCAAGCCGCGUGGAAGGCGCACAAGGGCGAGAUGGACCCGAUGCAGUUGGAUCUGUUGGACCACGUCGUGUCGGUGCUCUCGCCGCACGCGCCGUCGGUGGACAGCAUCGCGUCGAUUCACGCGCAGUUGACGAGCAUUCGGACGCUCGUGGCGUCGCCGGCGCGCAGCAGCUGCUUCGAGUGGGUCGACGGCGCGCUUCUGCGGGCCAUGGAGCUCGGCGACUGGCUGCUUUUGGACAAUGUCAACUUUUGCUCGGCGUCGGUGCUCGACCGUCUCAACUCGCUCCUCGAGAUCAACGGCGAAUUGCUCGUCAACGAGUGUGGUGUUGUCAACGGCAACCUCCGCGUCGUCAAGCCCCACAAGAACUUUCGCAUCUUCCUCGCGAUGGACGCGCAGUUUGGCGAAGUGUCCCGCGCCAUGCGCAACCGCUGCAUUGAAGUCGCGCUCGUCCCGAACGACAUGGCCAGCAGCCCCAAGAUGGACUUUGUGUCGCUUAUCCAGGGCGCAGCCACGUCGGUGGCCUACCCCGUCGCUGUCUACGACCGCCUCCACGCUGUGCACUACGACAAGGCGAGCCUCGACAAGUCGAUUUCGAUGCGCCACGCGGUCAACUGGAGCCAGCUCGUGCAGGCGCUCCUCGACCACGGCGCCGCGUUCGCCGAGGCGCUCGAGCUUGCGACGCAGGAUGUGUACGGCUCAACGUUUGGCACGGUGGAACUCGGUGUCGACGCCGGCACGGCCGCCGUCUCGACGCAGAUGCUUGUGCAGGACGCUGUCGGUGGCAUGGCUGCGCGUGAUGCGCGCCUCCCAUUGCACCUGGCGUCGUCGCCGAGCCAGCUCAUCGAAUGGGUGCAGCUCUGGACGACGGCGACGGUGUCGGACAAAUGGCCGCGCCAUUUGCUCUUGAACGACGAAGCCGUUUGGACGCAGUGCGCGACGGCCGGUCUGCAGGAUGCGACUGCUGCCAUGACGACGGAGCUUCUUCCGUGGGCGCUGUACCGCAGCGGCCAACCGUCGGGCUUCCACGCCCAAUGCUCGCACCCGUUUGGCACGUGGCUCGGGUCGGAAGUGCUUUUGCAGUCGAUUCUCAACGGCCUGUCGUCAGCCAUUGCGACGUGCGCGGCCGUGGCGGCCCCGCACCUCUCGUCGCUUGUUGCGAACCCGCCGGCGUUGCACGUGCUCAAGACGGCGCUGCUGCAGGCGGUGUCGGACGCGGCGAGCGUUGAGACGCAGUGGCAACCGGUGGACGCCCUUGUACAGUCGCUCGAGAUGCUGCAACACAUGUGGUGGCCUCGGUUCCAAGAGCAGGUGCUCUUGGGUCUCGCAACGACUGAAGUGACGACGACGGCCAAGAAGACCAAGCGGGCGCUCAAAAAGACGAAUAAGAAGGCGGCAGCGACGCUCCUCAACGUGUCGUACGAGUGCUUCCUCCACGGCGCCGAGUCGGUCGACGUCGAGAACGAUCUCAUCCCGAUUGUCUUUCCGACCUUGCACGCGCUCGAUGCGGUUCUCGACGAAUUCGUCCAGCUCAGCAUGUACAAGGUGCUCUCGGCGCGCCACGUGGCUGCCGUCGCCAAGGUGAUUGACCUCCGGUACGCGCUUGGCCGCGUCUUCUCGACUGCGUCCCCUGUGUUUCCGUGGCACCCGUUCUUGGUGGUGUGGAAGUGGCUCGUCAAGGGCUUCAACGACCUCGAGACGCAUGUGCUCACGCUCUCCACCGCGGUCGUACACGCCAAGGACAUGCUCGAGCGCAUGGAGUUUGGUAUUACUACCUGCAUGGGCGUUGCCCGCUCCAAGGACGCGCUGUGGAAGCGCGGCGGCCACCGGCAGCUGCCACCGUCGCUCACGACGUGGUCGGCCAUCUCGGCCGUCGAGGGCCUCGCCGCGACCGCGACUGGGCCGCUCACCGCCGCCGGUCACCAGCAGCAAGUGUCGCUGCUCGAUAUGCUUUGCACGACGUCGUCGGUGUACGAGUUUACGCCGUCCAGCCUCCUCUCGGUGCCGCAUGCAUUCCGCCAAGAGCUCCUCCACGCGCUCACGACGUACACGUGGUUCAUCGAGACGGCCAACCAGUCGUUUGCGACGCUGCAGCAGCUGCCCAAGACGCUGUCCACGUCGUACGAUGCGAUGCAGGCCAAGUUUGCCGCCGAGCACAAGCACAUGCUCGUGCAUUUGACGCCGCCCGACGACGACAUGGACCGCGGUGAGACCAAGACGGUGCUGCUACUCGCGGACGACAACAGCAAGGUGGUGGAGAUGUGGAUCCAGCUGCAGUUGAGCCCGCUCCGGGAGCUCUUGUAUCUCCGUCUCGAGCACCAGAUUGUGGCAAACUUGUCCGAGUUGCUCGUGGCGCCGCUGGCGUCGUUUGCAACCAAAGUGCCGGUGGUCCUCGCCUGCAUCGACAAGUGGCUGCCGCUGCAGCGCUACGUGCCGACGCGGUCGCCGGUGACGCUCGUGCCGUACCAAGAUGUGCUCUGGCGCGGCCAUGUGUACCUCGACAACAGCAAGGCGCUGACGCUCGACGACCACGCCGAGUUCAAGCGGGUCGUGACCAAGCACAUGCAGUCGAUCUACGUCUCGUUCCACGACCGCCUCUGGAACAGCAGUAUCGUGCACGCCGACAAGAUCUCGAACCGCGUGUACCACACCGAGAGCCAAGAGGCGGCCCUGACCUCGACGGGCGGUCUUUUGCGGCUGCACCAGGCGGUCGAAACGACGCUUGCGCUGCACUACCUCCAGCCGCUCAAGCAAACGCCGAUCGUCGACGUGACGGCUGCGACCGCCAAGCUCCAGCAGGCGGUCGCCCACUGGCUCGAGCACCACGAGUGCCCGGACCUGGACGCGACCAGCGGCGCGUACUGGUGGCAUUUGCUGUCCGCAACGGUGCUUGUGUUUGUGCCUCACGCGCACGACGCGCUGGCGGUCUACGCGGCAAGUGGCGACGCAACCGAUCUUCUGGCGCUGCUUGCGACGUCAAAAGACGCUCGGUUUGUGGCGUCGCUCCCGAUUCUCAAGGCGUGUCUUGUGCUCUCGGCGCGUCUCCCACGCGGGUCGAUGCGCCAGCAGGGUGUGCAGUGGACGCUUCUGGGUCUCUGGCGCUUUGGCCUCUUGACGCCGACGUCGCCGCUCGACCCGGCGUUAUUGCCGCUCAUCAAGCGCGACGUGCUUUUGCAGCAGAUUGCGCGGGCUUCGUGCCGUAACACGGUCGACACGGUGCUCCAGGCGCAGUCGCCGCAGGCGUACGUGGCCGAGAACGUCGACGUCUCGAUCGCCAAGGUCGAUGCGCUUACCGACAAGGCGAUCGCGCGGCCGUGCGACGAUGCGCUCUUUGGUGCGGCCUUCCAAGAGAUUGUCCGGUUUGGCUCGACCAUCAUGACGGCCAAGGUCGUCGGCUGGUGCGAAGCGCUCGCGAUCGACGCAAAUGAGAGCAGCCAAGUGCUCCGCGAGCUCAUCAUGUUCCAGCAGACCACCGAGAGCUUUGUGCGUCGGCUGCAGCACAAGUACGUUGUGUUUGGCGACGUCAUCGAGCCGGUGGUUGCAGCCAUCUACCACGCCAAGGACGGUCUCUCGCUGCUCAUGAGCGUCGUCACGGCGCAGGACAAGCCGGCGAUUGCGUCCUUGGCGCGCACGCUGCUCAGUGUGCCGAGCCCCGCGAGUUUGCCGGUGACGGCGUCGGCGCUUUUGGACCACGGUGCGGUUCUCGAUGCCCACCAUGUGCCGCGGUUGCACCGGUUGACGACGGCGUUGUACCAGCUCGAGCUCCAAAACACCGACCAGCUGCAGCUCUUCCGGCGCAAGUCGGCGGCCAAUGGCGCGUACCUCGCGGUCGCGCAGUCGAUCUUUGAUGGCUACAUGACGCUCUGGACGGAGAACCAAGCGAAAAUGGACAAGAAGCGGGAAGAAGACGAGCAGCUUUUCCGGUUCAAAGCGCGGACGCUCGAGAUCGACUCGGAAGAGCAAAUCCUCGAGCGCGAGUACCGGCAGCAGUUCCCCGACUUUGCCAAGGCGUUCUCGGACCUCUUGGAGGACCCGCUGGUGGCGACGCCCGCCGACGUUGACCCGACAAUCGAUGCGUCGCCGCUCCCGGACGCCGUCAUUCAGCUCGUCUCGUUUGCCCACGAACGCCUCUUUACGCAGCACACGCGCUACACGACGUCGCGCGCGGCCGCGGUCCAGACCAUGUACGAGGUCGGGUUCCACCUCAAGGCGUCGAUCAACGACCUCCGCGACGAGGCCCUCGACGUGUCGACGCGUGGCGGCCACAUUGUGUACGCGCAGCAGUCGCUUGCGCAGCAGGCGCCGGCGUCGAACGUGGUCUUUUCGCAGCUCUCGGCGGCGUACGUGGCGGGCAUUGACUUUCACAAGGAUGCGCACGUCAAGGAGGUCGUCAUGGUGCGGUCGCCGCUCCAGCGCUUCAUGCUCCGCGUCCGGACGCUUCUCGAGCAGUGGCCCGACAAUGCGAUUCUGCAAAAGCUCUUGUUGCUGGCCAACCGGCUGCGGCAAAUGUCGAUGCACGUGCCGCUGGCGCAGAUCCUUGUCGGUGUCGAGCUCCUCCUCAAGAACGCCCAAGACUGGCAGGCGAUUGCGUCUCGGGACGUCGCAAUCACCGACGAGAUCGCGUCGCUGAGCGGCCUUGUCGUGCGCUGGCGCAAGCUCGAGCUCUACUCGUGGCCGCAGCUCAUGCUCAUCAAGGAGCGCAAGUUCCAGCUCGAGGCGCGCAAAGCUUGGUUCCACCUGUACACGCUGCUGACGUCGCCGCCGAGCGGUGACGAGACGGUCGUGCCCGAAGUCGCAACGCUCAACUGGAUGUUCACGCUCACGUCGAUGCCGGACACGGAGCUCUUGGCCAAGGGCUGGCGUUUCCAGCUCUUCGACACGAUGGAUGCGUUCCUUCGCACUUGCACGGUCGGCCAGUUCCAGACGCGACUCGUGCUGCUCUAUGCGUUCUGCGGCCAGCUCUUCCUCGAGGUGCAGCACGCGCCCAAGCUCGAGACGCUUCGGUUGGCGUCGACCUUGUAUCAUUUGUACCGGUUCUACGCGCAGCACCUUACGUACGGGUGCCACCCGCUGUGGUCGCGGCUCCGGACGCCGAUCCAGACGCAGCUCAACGACUUUAUCAAGAUCUCGCGCUGGGACGAGCAGACGUACUACUCGCUCGCGGCGUCGGCCGAGAAGAGCCACCGCAAGCUCAUGAAGUUUGUCCGCGACUACGAAGAGAUUCUCAACAUGCCGAUGCAGACGUUCAUCGACAAGGUCGUCGACGGCAACAUCACCAACGAAAAGUACGACGGCAUCCAAGCGCUUCAGACGACGUGGAACGACCUCAAGGCGCGCGACGACCCUGUCGAGCUCGUCAAGGACACGGAAAAGGACGCCGACGACGACGCCCCGAUGGACAUCAAGGACGACGCCGACGAAAACGAUGCGCCCAAGGAAGUGUGGCGCAUCGUGCUCAUGCCGGCCAAGACCAAGGAAGCACCAGUGGCGCUCCCCGAAGCGUGGACGGCGGCCGUGGACAACUUCCGCUGGGUCGCGCAGCUCCCGACGCUGACGCGCAAGAUCCAAAAGUACACGGCGACCGAGCUCCUCACGGAUGCGGCGCUGCGCCGCAAUCAGGCUGGUCGCCACGUCGGUGAAGACCUCUGCGAGACGAUCAUUUACCGCAUUGAGAAGCUCAAGUCGGACUCGGCCCCCAAGGGUGCGAAGAAGAAGGCGCUCGUCGACCUCCUCGCCGAGCUCAAGUCGCAGGGGUUCUCGCACCUCAAGACCAAGACGCCGCCGCAGCAGCAGCACAUGCAGUCGUUGCUCGAGCUCGACGUGCCGUUUGUCGACACAGUGCUUCGGUUGCACCCGGACGUCGUAGCGACUACGUCGUCGGGAGUCGCGGGCCUCUGGGCGCACGCCGACAGCUACUACUACCGGUUCCUCUCGCAGAUCCAGUCGAUGCGCUUCACGGUCGCGUCGGGCUACAACAAGGACAUUUCGUGGUCCGAGGUAGACCGCAUGUCGGGGUACGCUGAGAACAUGCUGCACACGAUGCUGCAACAGCGCGCGCUGCUCGCACAGAUGGUGUCGACGCACGAAGGUCUCCUCUUUGGCCUCGCGCAACUGCAGUCGCUUCCGGCGUCCCACGACCUCGUCCACGCCCAGACCUUCUUGGCGGCGUGGCGCGACGCGCAGACCGCGACGCUGCUCCAGCUGACGAAAUGGGUCGAUGAACUGUUGCUGCUCUUUGCUGACGACCCGGUGCUCGGCCAGCUCCUCACGGCGCUGCAGCAGUGCGGCGCGCAAGUCGCCAAAGCGUCGGUGGCCGCGCACUCUGGCAUUCCCGAAGUGCCGUCCGACGACGGCAACUUUGACGCGGCGACAAGCUUUGGCUUUCAAGACAAGACGGCGUCGACGACGACGGGCUUUUCGCCGCAUUUGCUCGAGCAGCCGGGCGCCUUGUGGCUCGACCCGGCGCCGCUUUUGGCGUCGGCGGCGGGUGGCGAGGCCGUGGUUGCGCAGCUGGACGCGUUCUGCAGCGCCAAGUCGGUCGUCAGCAUUCGGGAUGCGCUCUCGUCGUUGACCGCCGAGCAGGCGCAGUGGGCGGCGGAUGCGGCCUCGCACCGUGCGCCGGCAACCACCGAGUCGCGCGACCUCGUCGAAGCAGUCGGCGGCCGCUUCAACACGGUUGUCGAGAGCAUUUUGCUCUCGAUCCAGCAGGCGUGCAGCCUCUUUGAGACCAGCAACGACGACAAGGUCGACUUGGACUCGAUGGUUGUGUGUCACCAACACCUCGCCAAGCUCGUGGGCCAGAGCCAAGUGCACAAGAUUCCGGCGCAGCUGCUCUCGCUUCUGUCGCACUUGCAUGCAUCGUCGUCGGCGGACGUGGCGCCGUGCUUGCGCUGGGUGCAGUCGCUCGUGCCGGCGCUCAGCGCGCUUGUCCAGUGGCACUACCAGCUGCUCGCCGACGUCAUCUACGUCCACAAGAGCAUGUCCAAAGCCGAGUUUGUCAUCGUCCGCGUCUUCCGGACGCUGCUCUCGAACGGCUUUUGCAAGGCGCCAGAAGAGAAGGAAGACGACUCGACCGGCGGUCAGUUCAACUUUGAAGAUGACGUGGAAGGCACGGGCAUGGGCGAAGGCGACGGCAAGAAGGACGUGUCGGACCAGAUCGAGGACGAAGAGCAGUUGCUCGGCCUCAAGGGCGACGAGCCGCCGCCCGAGAACCAAGAGAAGAAGGACAAGGAGAAGGACGACUCGGGUCUCGAGAUGAACAACGACUUUGACGGACAGCUUGAGGACAUUGACGACGACGACCAGAAGGACGACGACAAGGACGACGACGACGACCAAGAGGAACUCGACCGUGAAAUGGGCGACUUUGACGAAGACAACAUUGUCGACGAGAAGCGGUGGGGUGAAGACUCGGACGACGAAGACGACAACAUUGACAAGGACAAGGAGAAGUUUGACGACAAGGAAAUGGAAGGCGAGGCGCUCGAAGACGAAGUCCGCGGCAAGGACGGUGACGAAGACGAGGAUGAGAAGGAUGACAAGGACAAGGAUGAGAAGAAGGACACGCCGCAACCCCCGGCCGCCGCCGACGACUCGAAGGACGACGAUGACGACGGUGGUGACGACGACGAUGAGAAGAAGGAUGGUCCGAUGCCCGACGACGAGAUCAACGAAGAUACUGAAGACAAGUACGAGGAAGAUCACGACGACCUGGCGCCGCGCGACGCCAACCCUGACGACGAAGAGUCCAAGCCCGAGGAAGAAGAGUUUGCAGAAGACAUGAAGCUCGAUGGUGACGGUGACGACGACGACAAGGACAAGGACGACGACGAGCAAAUCGACGAAGAGAUGCCGAACGACGAGUCGCCUGAAGGCGAGGGUGCCGAGGACGAGUCGGCUGCGCCCGAAGACGACGAGGCCAAGGACGACGAAGAGGAUGCGGAGGCGCCCGAGCCCGUCUCGAUGGGCGCCGGUAUGGACGAUCAGGACGUCCCCGACGAGCAAAAGGACGACGAGUCCAAGCUGGAAGAGGAAGUGCCCGAAGAGAUCAUGCCAGAGGAGAAGAAGGACGAGAGCCAGAACGCCGGCGCGGUCGCGGGCCUCGAGUCCAAGGACGGCGCCGACACGAUGGAGCCCGAAGAAGCCAAGGAAGACGACCAAGAAAAGGCCGACGAGGACAUGGCGGACGCGGAAGACUCGGCCGAGCAGAACCAAGAUCGCCAGGGCGGCCAAGCCAACCCGGAAGGAAAGGAUCUGCAGUCGGUGCACAGCGAUGCGUCGGCGGACCCGCAGUCGCGCGAGCGCAAGGACCCCAACCCGUACCAAAACCCGCGCAAGGCGCAGGAACAUUGGCGCAAGCGCAUGGAGAUCCUCGACUCGGACGCGACCAAGGACCAAAACGCGGAUGAGAACGACGACGACGGCGCCGACGACGAUACAAAGGACGACGGCGGUGUCGGCGAGCUCGCGGACGACGACGAGAAGGCCGAGUUGGCCCUCGCACCGACCGAAGACACGGUCAUGCACGGCGCCGACGACGACGAGGACAAGGACGGCGACAAGCCCGACGAGCCCAUGGACGACGACGAGACGCCGGCGCCCGAAGAAACCCCGGUCGUCGACGACAAGCCGACCGAGACCCAGGACGAAGAGAAGGCGCCCAAGGCCCCGCAAGACAAGAUGCAGAAGGCCAAGGAGCAAGGUCUCAAGGCCGAAGAGCUCAUUGACGAGGACGUCGAUGACGACAUGGGCGUCGACGACGACGACGUCCGCAACGACUUUGAACGCCGCAUCGACGAAGAAGUCGACGAGUUUGCGCCGGUCGUCGCGUCCGGUGCCGGCGCUGGCGGCGAAAGCGGCCUUGACGCUACCACGAGCUUUGACGUCGACGCGCUCCGAGUGCAGUUGGACGCGGCCAUGUCGUGUCCUACCGUCGACUCGAUCGAGCGCGGCACGGCGCUCUGGAACACGUAUGACCACAUUACGCGUGCGGGCGCCCAGCGUCUCUGCGAGCAGCUGCGUCUCGUGCUGGCGCCGAUGCUCCGGUCGCGUCUCCAGGGCGACUACCGCACGGGGAAGCGCAUCAACAUGCGCAAGGUCAUCCCGUACAUUGCUUCGUCGUUCCGGAAGGACAAGAUCUGGCUGCGGCGCACGAAGCCGAGCAAGCGCGCGUACCAAGUCAUGGUGGCGAUCGACGACUCGGAAUCGAUGGCCGACAACCACGCCGGUCGGCUCGCGCUGGAGGCGCUCACGACGCUCUGCAAGGGUAUGACGCAGCUCGAAGUCGGUGACAUUUCAGUCGUCAAGUUUGGCGCUGCCGUCGAGCUCUUGCAUCCGUUCGAUAUGCCGUUCACGGACGACGCCGGUGGCCGCGUCAUUCGGUCGUUCCAGUUUGACCAGACCAAGACGCACAUGGUCCAGACGCUCGAGGCCAUCGUGGGGCUCUUGGACCAGGCCAAGGCGUCGAGCCACCACAGCGGGAGCGAGAUCACGCAGAUCGUCUUCAUGAUUUCCGACGGCCGCUUCGACAAGGACGGCCGCACGCGCAUGCAAAAGCUGGUCCAGCACGCGAUGGAGAAGCAGCAGCUGAUUGUGCUGUUGAUCGUCGACCACCCCAAGGACGGCCAAGGCAUUUGCGACACGCAGAGCGUCUCGUUUGUGCGCGGCAAGGUCGAGAUGACGCCCUACAUGGACAACUUCCCGUUCCCGUAUUACGUCAUCAUGAAGGACACGACGCUGUUGCCCGAAACGCUAUGCAACGCGCUGCGGCAGUGGUUUGAGCUCCUUCAAGGCAGCGACUAGAACAAGUUAUAUAACCUACACAAUUGCAUGUUUGUAUUUUAUAAAGGACGGGUGAUGCAGAGUGUGAUAUGUCA